AGCCAGACAUUGCCAGACAACCAGUUUUCAUGGUUAGACACAGUAAUUUUCAGCUUGCUGUUUAACACCUUGAUGAGAAAUUGUCUCAUGGAAUGUUAUCUCAUCCGCUGAACACUUCAUUUCAGAAGCUUUGCUUCUGCUGCCACCAAACAUGUCAAUUGCUGUUCUGAGUAGGAAAGAGAAAGAAAAAGCAAUUCACAGACUGUUGAUUCAGGCUCCUCCUGGGGAAUUUGUAAAUGCCUUUGAUGACCUUUGUCUGCUUAUCCGUGAUGAAAAACUUAUGUACUAUCAAGGUGAGUGUGCAGGACACCAACACUGCAAAAAAUAUUCUGUCCCACUCUGCAUUGAUGGAAAUGCAGUCCUCUUGUCUCACCACAAUGUAGUGGGUGACUACCGAUUUUUUGACUACCAAAGCAAACUCUCCUUCAAAUUCGACCUGCUUCAAAACCAGCUGAAAGACAUCCAAAGUCAUGGUAUCAUUCGGAAUGAGACAGAAUACCUGAGAACUGUUGUUCUGUGUGCCUUAAAACUGUAUGUGAAUGAUCACUAUCCAGCAGGAAAUUGCAAUGUACUGAGAAAAUCUGUUAAAAAUAAGGAGUUCUUGAUAGCUUGCAUUGAGAAUCACAACUAUAAUUCAGGAGACUGCUGGAAUGGCCUUUGGAAAUCCAAAUGGAUUUUCCAAGUAAACCCAUUUCUAACUCAAGUAACAGGAAGAAUUUUUGUGCAAGCGCACUUCUUCAAGUGUGUGAACCUUCAUAUUGAAAUCUCGAAGGAUCUGAAAGAAAGCUUGGAAGUGGUUAAUCAAGCUCAACUGGCUCUAAAUGUUUCUAGGCUUGUGGAAGAGCAAGAGAACAGAUUUCAAGUUGCAGUCUUAGAAGAAUUACAGGAGUUAUCAGAUGAAGCUCUGAGAAAAAUUCUACGAAGAGAUCUUCCAGUGACCCGCACUCUUAUUGAUUGGCAGCGGAUACUCUCUGAUUUGAAUCUGGUGAUGUACCCUAAAUUAGGAUAUGUCAUCUAUUCAAGAAGUGUGUUAUGUAACUGGAUAAUAUAAAGGAUUUCUCCUGGUAA
This is a messenger RNA of Condylura cristata (star-nosed mole), 1068 nucleotides long. It is a transcript of the gene CAPZA3, whose product is annotated as capping protein (actin filament) muscle Z-line, alpha 3. Lineage: Eukaryota; Metazoa; Chordata; Mammalia; Eulipotyphla; Talpidae. Gene Ontology annotation, cellular component: F-actin capping protein complex; actin cortical patch. The coding region runs from base 152 to 1051 and encodes 299 amino acids. The record is from RefSeq and is a predicted model, not a curated record. The transcript has a single exon. Gene Ontology annotation, molecular function: actin filament binding. Gene Ontology annotation, biological process: actin cytoskeleton organization; barbed-end actin filament capping.